CGAUAAACUUUACCUCUAUUCAGUGGGACUAAAUAGGCACCCAUUGUAAACUUUAUCGCGUGGAUCGAAUCGAUUGAGGAAGAAUAUCGGCGACUACUGAGAGUGGACAGAAAUACCUAUGGAAGCGUCGACAAGGCCAAGACAGAAGCGAGAUAAUUGAUUAAUUACUUUUGAACCGGUGUGCACCGUUGCGUGGUGGUUGUCGGCGACGCCGUUUUUCAAGUGUUACCGCACAAAACCAACGCGACACCAUGCGCGAAAAGGUAUAUGGAUGGUAUCCGGCUGCUUACAACACAUACGACAACCCCUUAGCUAAGCAAUUUCCAAGAGGGAAAUUAAAAUACGAAAAAGAGGUGUUGUACCGCCACUGGAGAAGCCAGGCCAACCAUGGCACCAGAGGCGUCACACCCCCACAGCCUCCCACGCCUAUCCGCAUCAAACACGAGGCCAUGUUGCAACGCCCGGCGUCCCACGUCUCAUCUACGCCAAGAACCCCCGUGCCUAACCAGGCCAUCGUAGAACACUACCUUCGCAUUCAAGGCGGGGGAGCGAAGAGUGCGCCUCCGCCCCAAAUGUCAUUGACGCCAGGUCGCCCAAAGGCGCCAACGCCAUCGAAGAAACACGGCUGGGUCACAGAAGCUACGCCUAUUCGUGUUGGUAAAGUCGUCGCUAAGGCGCCCACGCCCGAUUCCUACGUGGAAAUGAGCAUCACACAACCAGGGAAAAACGUCCGAGUGAAAAGUGCUACAAUACGUAGAGAAGUCUCCAAACCGCCACAAAGACCUGUGAAGUCUGCAGGUCCUGUGAGACCUCGGCCCUCAGAGAGCGCGCUUUCAGAAGAACGGUUUAGUCAGCCGCCUAGUGAUAGACGGCCACACAAACCUGUCCCACCGACCCCAACCCCAGACACCACGCAAGAACAUGUUGAAGUAAAAACCCCGACGUCGAUGUCGUACGAUGAAGUGAUAGAGAAGUACGGUUGGAGGGCGGAGGUUCAGGGAGACCCUUAUGGUAUCAAAAAUACGGUUUUACCAGAAAGAUUGGCCUAUACCAUCAAAUGCCCAGAACCAGAGAUCCCACCGAAUCCACUGACUGGACAAAUGCAGAACUAUGACACUUUCUUCUAUAAUACCAUCCCCCGCAAGCCUCUGUCUUGUGUGGUGCAUCCUGAAUGGAUCUCUGAGGUUUUACAAGCAAAGAGAAUAGAACUGGCUAAAAAGGAGUCCGGCAAAAAGUAUAGGCACACAAAUUACGCCUUUUUAUACUAAAAUGUAUUCAUUAUCUGGAUAUGAAUUUUUAAAUAUUUUUUCUCAAUAUAUUGAUUAUUUAUAUGGUCGUUAACAGUUUGGCGUAUCUCGCUGAGCGAGGUUCGCGUUG
Lingula anatina is the source of this 1377-nucleotide messenger RNA. RefSeq lists its product as uncharacterized. NCBI's taxonomy places the organism in Eukaryota, Metazoa, Brachiopoda, Lingulata, Lingulida, Lingulidae. The record is from RefSeq and is a predicted model, not a curated record.